AUUUUUUUCUCAAAGAGCCAUGUCUGGAUAAAUCUGUCUACUUGAGCUGCAUCUGUACGUCAUAGUGCUUUAAUCUCAUUCAUGAUUUCAUAGCUUUUUACGAAAACAUCUCUCAAACAGUUGGAGGUUUUGGGGUGUACAGGCGACAGGUUUGCUUCUCCAGAAUUAUUCUCUUUUUCGCCGUAUGUCAAUUACUGACCGUUAGUGCUUGGAACGUAAUCCGGCAACAUAUAUCCUGCAUCUAAAUUAUUUAAUAUUUUUCGGUUGGAGUGGAUGUCCCAAGCUCUAACUAAACGGCGUAGCUUCUGAUUACCCCCAGAAAUUUCCCUUUAGAUCGUAUAACCGUCGGUUUCAAUUUCAAAAUGCCGCCUAAAACGAAACUGGUGCCGGUCCUUACCCCACUUCAGCAGUUACAAUCCGAGUACGGAAUCUUGCACCUCAUCUACCACAGAAACAAAAACCAGCACUGCAAUGCGUCGUGGUGGAAACACCUAAACAUUCUUCAUCGCCAGUUGCGCAAGAUUAUACUCUUGAGAGAUGGAAAAGAAAGCCCCAGUGGUGGAGGCAAAUGCUCCCCUAAGUACCAGCACCGCGUGCGGGUUGCGGACUACCUUGUGAACAAGAUCAUCCCAGGUGCGUAUCGGCACUUUAACGGGAUCUUGAGGUUGGGCCAGUUUAUCACAUUGGGUAUGGCACUAAUCGGUGUGCUAGGAAAGGUCUUUGUGCUCUUAAAAUCCAUGUUUGGCUCAUCGUUUCAGACAAAACCCCAAGCAGGUAGUUUUACCAGCGACGAAAUGACCAAAGGUGCAGUUGAUGAUUUGGGAGAAGAACUAGGGGAGAUGUUGGAACCACUAGACCCGAUUCCGGAACCGGCCAUGCCCAAGACCAGAAAGCGAAACGUAACCGAAGAGGGGCCGCCGAAGAAGAAGAGUAAGGGUACUAGCAUCGACAGUAUCUUUGGUGGGAAGAAGGCCAAGACAGCGGGGUUGAAGACCAAAAAAAAAACUAGCAUUAAUGAUAUCUUUGGCGGAGGAUUCUCAAGCAAGUCAAAGAAGAUGAAAGGUAACGACUAGAUCUGCCCGAAGUCAAUUCUGCGUAACUCCUACGGAUAUUUCUGUGUGAAUACCUCAACAGAUAUCCCAGGGUAUGCCACUUUGCUGGUUGAAGCACAGGUGUUUCUACCACAUCGGAACAUACAUUACAACUCGUUCUUUGUGAUAUUUCCCUCUAGCUGGGUGAUUGACAGCGAUUACGCCUCACGCUGCGCAUGCAACCAUUCGCCUCUAAAAGGCGUAUCUUUUGAUGUACAGGCCCAAUUGUUUAUGCUGUUGAUCCACAUUUCAAUGGAAAACCUUGAGUCGAAUAAAUCCAUCAAAUUUGUUAUUUUCCGUUUACAUGUAAACUUUAACCACGCACCUUAACAUUG
This is a messenger RNA of Babjeviella inositovora NRRL Y-12698, 1426 nucleotides long. RefSeq names its product Rmp1p (gene RMP1). Gene Ontology annotation, biological process: nuclear-transcribed mRNA catabolic process, RNase MRP-dependent; maturation of 5.8S rRNA from tricistronic rRNA transcript (SSU-rRNA, 5.8S rRNA, LSU-rRNA). Gene Ontology annotation, molecular function: rRNA primary transcript binding. Bases 363 to 1073 code for a protein of 236 amino acids. The record is from RefSeq and is a predicted model, not a curated record. Lineage: Eukaryota; Fungi; Ascomycota; Pichiomycetes; Serinales. Gene Ontology annotation, cellular component: ribonuclease MRP complex. The transcript has a single exon.